Molecule: messenger RNA, 1707 nt
Organism: Suillus subalutaceus
Lineage: Eukaryota; Fungi; Basidiomycota; Agaricomycetes; Boletales; Suillaceae
Product: Metallo-dependent phosphatase-like protein
Exons: 18
Coding region: 1-1707 (568 amino acids)
Biological process (GO): nucleotide catabolic process
Cellular component (GO): cytosol
Molecular function (GO): metal ion binding; hydrolase activity, acting on ester bonds; nucleotide binding
Source: RefSeq, a predicted model, not a curated record
AUGCAUGAGUACCCGCGGGUUCCACUCAGACCUCCACAUCGUCCCCUUAUUUGGGGAGACUUGAACGUAAUCCACACCACCGAUACGCAUGGUUGGCUACUCGGGCACCAGAAGUUGUCCUGGGCGGAACCAUACUACAGUGGGGAUCUCGGAGACUUUUCUAGCUUUGUAACUCACAUGAAGCAAAUCGCCAUCGAAAAGGAUGUCGAUCUUCUUUUGAUAGACUCAGGUGAUGUACAUGACGGAACUGGUCUUUCUGAUGGUUCUCACGGUGGUGUCGACGCACACGAUUCAAACAAGUUCAUCGAGCGCCUCCCCUACGAUCUCAUGACCAUCGGAAACCACGAAUUGUAUGUCUAUGCGGAUACGUAUGAUAUGUACACAAGCUUUAUCCCCCAUCUCGCCGGGCGAUACUUGACAUCUAACGUCAACAUCACUAUUUUCGACUCAGACGGCAAGUCUGAAAGUGUUCCAGUGGGCAACCGUUACGCCAAGUUCACCACAAGGAAAGGUCGUCGUAUCACUUCUCUUGGAGUCAUAUUCAAUUUCACUCAGAACGCUGCAAACACGACUGUGCAAACCGUUCAAGACAUGGUCAAGGAGCAGUGGUUCGUUGAGGCCAUUGCAGAAGAGCCUGACGCGUUCGUACUGAUCGGACACAUGCCAGUUUCUUAUGAUAGUUGGCCUACUGUCAUCAACGCUGUGCGGGCCGUGCACCCUCUGACCCCCAUCCUAGUAUUUGGAGGACACACCCACAUUCGUGACUGUCAACAGUACGAUGGUCGUUCUAUGGGUAUCGAAAGCGGACGUUACAUGGAGACAAUCGGCGCAGACCUCGAUGCCGCCAAGGGCAACCACGACAAUAUCACUUUCACAAGGCGAUAUCUUGACCAGAACCGUGUGACCUACGAGUACCACACCCAUACCUCGAGAAAUUCAUUUGACACUAAUAACGGGCGAUCUAUCACCUAUGGCCUGCAAGAGCUUGCGGCCCGUUAUGACUUGUCCUAUCCGUACGGAACAGCUCCCCAAGACUAUACCUUGUCCCAGAACCCCUAUCCUUCCAAUGGGUCUCUUCUGUCUCUCUUCCUUGACCAUGCUGUCCCAUACGCACUCGCUAUUAACAACACUCGCGAUUCCAUUCCAAACAUAAUUAUCAUCAAUUCGUGGGCUCUACGCUUCGACCUCAUGAAGGGAUCGUUCACCAAGAACGAUCAGCUAACAAUUAUGCAGUAUAAGGAUACAUUCUUGUACAUUCCCGAUGUCCCAUCUAGCAUUGCAAACCAGGUGCUUCCCGCUUUGGAUAACCCGACGGCGAUGAAACAGAAACGAGAUGAAAUCGACAAUACUCGGGACAGUGUCUGGUUGGAGAUAGACGACCGUCCUGGACGAGAAGCAACUUCAGACAAAUGGGCAUUCGGAUAUGUCACGAAAGAUUCAUGCCAUGACGCUGGUCAUGCGGACGACACACUGCAUACGGCGUUGCCCUACUACACGGCUCCAUACUACAUUAGCUCGAACCCCCCUAACGUGACGGCCGACACGCUUAUAGAUAUUGUCUUCCUCAACUACCUUGGAGAGGAGAUAAUCCCCAUCCUCAACAAGUUACAGAAAAAUAAGAACUACACCAUGGAUGAUGUUUUAUCGUAUAGUCCGACGCUGACUAGCGAUAUCCUGGGCCUGUAUGCUCAGGCUAAGUGGAACUGA